Messenger RNA from Haemonchus placei, 396 nucleotides. The record is from the annotation of a GenBank genome assembly. NCBI's taxonomy places the organism in Eukaryota, Metazoa, Nematoda, Chromadorea, Rhabditida, Trichostrongylidae.
AUGGCGCUACGCAGGCUGCCGAUGCCAUCGGCAGAGCUCGUGGAUUUGCGGUCGAUAGAACGCUGUUCGAUGGGGAUGUCAUUUCCGCUAUGGACAUCGGGAAAUUCAGAAUGCAGUGCAAAUGAGGGGAGAGGGGAAGAUGUUGAAGCAUGGCUUUCCAAGGAAAAGUUGUCACCCGAAGAAGGUGUGGCUGUGUUGGAAGAACGUUAUAAGAAGUACAAAUACGUCGAAGCCAGUAUGACGUCGCAAAAGGCAAGGUAUGGUGCUGUUUGCUGUUUGUUUCCUUUUUAUGUUCGUGUUUGCAUGAGUUGCUCAACUGAAUCGCGACGUAAAAGCGAAAAUUUGGUGGAGGCAUUGGUGAAGCGAAAAUCGCUUUCAGCUCCCAAAGUGUCCUAA